Messenger RNA from Trichosporon asahii var. asahii CBS 2479, 1239 nucleotides. RefSeq names its product flavohemoprotein. Gene Ontology annotation, biological process: cellular response to nitrosative stress; nitric oxide catabolic process. Lineage: Eukaryota; Fungi; Basidiomycota; Tremellomycetes; Trichosporonales; Trichosporonaceae. Gene Ontology annotation, molecular function: heme binding; FAD binding; oxygen binding. The record is from RefSeq and is a predicted model, not a curated record. Bases 1 to 1239 code for a protein of 412 amino acids. The transcript is spliced from 2 exons. Gene Ontology annotation, cellular component: intracellular anatomical structure.
AUGCUUCGCUCGCGCACUCUGCGUCCCCAGACUCUCUCCAAGAUCACUCAACUCUCCCGCACCAUGGCUUCCGCUGCUGUUGUUCCCCCCGAUGUUCAGCCCCUCUCCGAGGCGCACCAGGCCGCCGUCCUCGCGACCGUCCCUGCCCUCGCUGAGCACGGUCUGACCAUUACCAAGCAGAUGUACAAGAACACCGGUGUCCAGCCGGCGGCCCUCGCUGGCAGCGUUCUCGCCUACGCCCAGAACAUUAAGGACCUGUCUCCGCUGACCCCCGUCGUUGUCCGCAUCGCCGAGAAGCACGCCGCCCUCGGUGUCAAGCCCGAGCACUACCCCGUCGUUGCCGAGAACCUCAUGGGUGCCAUCGGUCACGUCCUCGGUGACGCCUUCACCCCCGACCUGCAGGAGGCGUGGUACCACGCUUACUGGCAGCUCGCCAAGAUCUUCAUCGACGUCGAGGCUGGUCUCUACGAGAAGGCGGCGUGGCAGGGAUGGAAGGACUUUGAGGUCCGCGCCGUGCACAACGAGUCGCCCACGAUCACCUCCUUCGAGCUCGUCCCCAAGGACAAGAGUAUGCUGCCCCUCAAGCCCUACCUCCCCGGCCAGUUCAUCACGCUCCGUGUCAACGUCCCUGAGCUUGGCUGCUACCAGAACCGCCACUACUCGCUCUCGGACUCGCCCUCCGGCGACCACUACCGUGUCACCAUCAAGCGUGAGACUGGCGCCGACGCCGCUCCCGACGGACUCGUCUCCAACAUCAUGCACGGCCUCAAGGCUGGCGACACCGUCGAGGCCGCCUUCCCCGCCGGCAGCUUCGUUCUCCCCGAGACCGUCCCCAAGAACGUCGUCCUCAUCGCCGGAGGUGUCGGCAUCACCCCCAACCUCGCCAUGCUGAACCAGCUCACCGCUGGUCCCGCCGAGAACUGGCCCCAGAUCACCUGGGUCCACGGCGUCCGCUCCGCCCCCGAGCACGUCUUCCGCAACCACGUCGCCAAGCUUGCUGAGCAGAGCGGCGGCAAGCUCACCCAGCAGGCGUUCUACUCCAACGGCGACGACGGAGCUAACACCGGCCGCAUCACCGUCGACAAGAUCAAGGAUUCGCUUCCCCUUGCCGACAAGGACGCCGUGUAUUACGUUUGCGGCCCCGGAUCCUUCAUGACGGACAUUGAGCGCGACCUCAUCGCCGCCGGUGUCCCCAAGGAGAAGAUCAACAUUGAGGCUUUCCACGCUGGUGCCGCUUAG